Periconia digitata is the source of this 4008-nucleotide messenger RNA. NCBI's taxonomy places the organism in Eukaryota, Fungi, Ascomycota, Dothideomycetes, Pleosporales, Periconiaceae. The record is from the annotation of a GenBank genome assembly.
ACCACACACAGUAGCCAGCCACGACACUACAGUAGCUUCGCGUAGUCGACUGCUCCCCCGGUCCGCCCGGGCGAUCGUCCAAGCCUUCCACAUACUUAGCGGCUGGACAUGGUUCAUCGCUCUUAUCGGAUGAAUGCUCGUGCCAGGAUGUUUCUUCGUCCAAGGCCCCCCCCCCCUGUUGCAUCCUGCAAUCCCGUGAAUUGGCACUAGCUGCCCAUCAUUCUCGGAGCUGGUGCCAUCUACUGACGACGAGCUCCCACGAGUCUCCAUUAUGCAAAGACGUCCCUCGUUGGGAAAGGUAGGUCUACAUGUUCCCUGUCUGGUCCGUUUGCAAUCCCAUCCAUGACCUCCCCCCUGCUCAAGAGACACGAGUGGCUCCGAUCUUGGCUUGGAAUUUUGUUCCGAUUGUCUUCCUACUACUGCUGCUGCUACUACCUGCUACUGCUAUUUCUUGUCACUCACUACUAAUCAUUCUCCCUGCUGCUGCCGUGCUCAUAAUAUACUUUCUCGUCCCCCCUUGAUCCUUUCGUCAGCAAGAGAUCACGCUCCGCCCAGUCAACACCACACAUAGCCUCUGUGCCUGCCUGUCUGACCCUCUACCAACAUCCAAUCUGAAACCUGACCUCGUCUUUUCUUUUCUUACGACAUCUUCCAUCGUGUGCUUGCUUGGCCUGCCCUUUCAGUCAGCUUGUGCCCCAUUGUGUUCGACCAUAGACCUACGCCUUGGAGCUGGAACGACGCCGUAUUGCUCCAUCACCAUCGAUUCUCAACCUUCCCUCAUCCUUCUCCUCAGCCAAAUCCAAUUCGCAAGACCGAGGUCGUUCUGUUCUGCCUCUACUUCCGGUUGAUCGUACCAGCAGUAUUGGUGUUGGCAAUUGCACCUGAAACCAGAAACCCCCAAACGUCAAUCAGAACACUACAUGUCUGUGGCGGCAAUCUCAUCUCUCCUUCUCAUCUUUGCCCCAUCCCAAAUAUACGCCUACAAAUCGGCUCUCCAACAUGGUUUUCUGCACCUAUUGUGGUCAGUCUUUUACCCGAGAUGAGCACUUGGAAAGGCACAUUCUUACCCAUACCAAUGUCAAGCCGUUCAAGUGCUUCACUUGCCACAUGAGCUUUGCUCGCCGUGAUCUACUCCAGAGACAUUACACUGUUCAUGGUCGAGAUGCGAACAACCAGGAGGGCCUCCCACCUAGCGCUGGUAUCAUCCCGAAGUCUGCUGGUAGAACUCCAAUUGCGUGUAGCAACUGUGCGAAGACCAAGACCAAGUGCGACAAGAAGUUUCCGUGUAGUCGAUGUGCGCAGCGAAAUUUGAAGUGCACAUUGCGUCCUACACGACGAGCAUCCAAAAAUGUGAACCGAGUAGCUCCCUCGGCCGAAACAUCAACGAGUGGGAACUCGAGCGAGGGGGGGAACAACAAUGACUCUCAGAACACUUCCAAUGGGAAUUCUCCUGCUCGAGAGGAUAACCCCUCAUCUCAGGCAAGUCAGCAGCAGCCACCACACCAGGUUGUGAAUGUUCAAUCGCAGCCACAACCUCCACACCAACUCCCUUCAGCGCCACAUUCGCGAAACCCGUCCAUCUCGCAGCCAGUACAGCAUAUUCAUACCAUCACACCAGAAGAAAAGCCACUCAGCGUUCCUGUUUCAACCACCACUCCGCCAUUUUUCGAACAGACUCCCCAUGGUGGACUACCGCAGGCAUUGCCAUCGGUUUUAUCUCCACUCGCAACGCCAGUCAACGGCUUCGUUUCCCAGACUCCAAUGUCCGGUUACGACGACUUCGUAACAACAGUUCAGGACAAUUCGGACAGGGCAAGCCCGCGUUUCAUGUUGGACCCAUGGAAUCCGGCGUCAAUGGGCCAGGAGUUCGACCCGAUGAGGAUAGAUCCUUCACUCAUGAUGACCAUGAAUAUGGAUAUGAACAUGGGAACGUCCGCGGACAGUAUACUCAGUAUGAUUCCGGAGAUGUCGCCCCACGCAUCAUAUGGUGCUGUGCAAACGCCUUUACAAACACCUCGAAUGGAUGAAUCCUUUUCGGAUCUCCAGAUCGGGAGCUCCGCUUCAAUGUUUUAUCCCUCAACACGCCCCACAUCGAUUAUCGACGCCGGUAUACCCGAUCUUGGUGCCAUCAUAGCCGCUCAGGAUGGUUGGACAGUGUUUCGAUGCACACCAACCAAACCUUCGAGUUCGUGUCCUCGUACUGCCAAGCUGAAUCUUGAGCGCCUGGAACAGAGUCUCAAGAACCACGAGGGGUGGAAUAACUGGAGGCCUUCUCUUGACGACUCGGAUUACAAUCAGGAUGGUCGAGUCGAUGUAGCAAAGAUACAUGAAGCCACGCGCGAAAAGCUGUUCGCCAUCACACAGAGCUUCUUACAUAAAGCCCUUGACAUCCACAAGGAUGACUCGAGUAGCUCUCCGGGCAGUGGCGACUCUCCGGGAUCCACGUCUUCCAACUUCGUGAUUCUCCCUCCUGCUCAUGUGCUGGAUCUUUUUCUCCGCUCUUAUGCCAACUCUUUUGAGCGCUUCUACCCAACAACAGCGCGUGGACUCUUAGAUGCGAAUGAGUUGAUGCAUAACUACAAUGAUAAAGCUUCCAGUCUUCUCAUUCUGAUGAUGAUUGCUCAGGGCGCGAUGACGAUACCCUCCAUAGAAGCUCGGUGGUUGACCGGUGGCUUUACAGAAGCUUGCCGCAUUUCACUCUUCGACCUCGUAGAGAAGAACAUCAUAAUGGCCAGUGAUCCAAUCGUUUUGCGAGCAGCUCUGCUCUUCACCGUUCAGGCGGCCUGGAGUGGCGACAAGUGGCAAAUGGACAUUGCCAUGGGUCAGCGGGGCAUGUAUUUCUCCAUGUUACGACACUCGGGAAUUCUCGAACCGCGUCAAUUGUCAACUCCCCAUUUGAACAGCAAUGUACCAGUCGAUACGCUGUGGAGGGAUUGGAUUCAGCAGGAGGGUCGAAGUCGCCUCAUCUAUUCGUGGGUAAUGGUCGAUCAAGACCUCUCUCUGUUUCAUGAUUCGGCUCCUAUGUUUUCUGUGACCGAGUUUGGAGCGCCCAUGCCGGAUGCUGAUUCGCUUUGGCAAGCCAAGAAUGCAUCUGAAUGGUCAGAGAUAUUUAAUGAGGUGCAUGCUUUCAGUAACGGGUUUCCGUCCUUCAAUUCUGGUAAACGCCCGCUGAGUCUGAGAGAUCUUUUCCGUCAUUUUCUGGAUGAUGAAAUAAUAGCCCUGGAAAUCCCUCUGACUCCAAUGCACCUUCGUCUCCUCUUACAUCCCCUGCAAACAAUGGUAUGCCAGUACUGUCAACUUCUCAGUUGUUUCUCCGACAGUAUGGCUUCGAGACAGCGGUCGAGGGCUGUAACUGCAGCAUCGACUCGUGUUCGUCUUGAAGAAGUACAGUCAUUAUUGCAACGGUGGUUCGAGUUGGCUGAGCGAUACAUGAAAAUCAACCCAGUGUGUCCCUUGAUGCAAGCCAAUCUUGUCAUGUUCCAUCUUGUCAGCCUCAACGCCGUCACCAAUUUUCCAGAGAUUGAGCGCCUGGCGCGACAUGAGGGCGUCGAUGGCACGUACCAGCAAAUGCUCUGGAUCCAUAAGAAGUGCAUCUCGGAUGUUCACGAGGCGGUCUUCCACUCCGGCCAGAUUCUUAAAAUCAUCCGAGAAAUGCCGAGAGGCAUCCGUCCUCCAUGGUGGCCCGGCGCCAUCUACCGCGCCGUUCUCGUCCUGUGGACAGACUCACUGACACACAACGACUCGUUGAGCCCCAAUCAACAAUCACCAUACUCCAGCGCUGGUCCGACAUUUCCCAUCGAUCGCCUUCAGGCGAGCGAUCCGAUUCUUGUCCGUUAUGUGACUCGCAGGGAAGGCGUUCCCACACUCACUAAGAGUGACGGGUCGCCAGUGGCUAUCAAUAAUGGUUUUACUGUCAUUUCGCAUUGUGUCGAUGUGAUAGACGAGGGUCUGGCGACAAGGUUCUCCGAUGGUAUUCGUGGAAAGCUAGAGAAGUUGGCCAGGGGGUAG